AUGACGCUCCACCAGGUCACUAAUAUUCAGGCCUGUUCGGCAGAAAUUGCGGAAUUGAGCAGGACCUUUGAUGGUUCUUCCGGACGGUUCAUGGUCGACAGCCUGCCAUUAUUGAAGAAAUCUGAGGAACUUGUCGCUCUUGUGCAGUCCCCUGCGGAGCAUGCCACGUCGUUAAUUCUCAGAACCAUGGAAACGGCUGUUAUUAGAACGCUCUUGUCUUUGAAUGUCCUUCAGGCUAUUCCAGCUACAGGCUCCAUCUCUCUUCAAGACCUUGCAGUGGCCACCGAGACCCAGGCAGCCCUCCUCGAGCGUCUCCUGAGAGUAUUGACAAGAACGGGAUUUCUUAUUCGCGAGAAUGGUGCAUACCGACACACACACACAUCCUUGGCCUACGCUGGUCCGCUUGGGGCGCUUUUCGCACCCUGUUACGACGAAGGGAUUCGGGCCUUGACUAGGCUUCCCGAAUAUCUGUCGAUAAAGGAGAAAGAAGAGGCAAAAAGCGCUAAAUACAGCCCUUUUACGUGGAACGAAGGUCAAGAGGGCAAGACCACAUUUGAGAUUCUGUCUACGAUGCCGGCAAGAACAGAAGGCAUACACACUUUGGCAUCUAGCGUCCAGCAUUUGCGCCCAUACACUGGAUUCUUUGACUACAAUACACUUGUCUCUGAAGAUCAUGAAAGGCCAGUUUUCGUGGACGUGGGAGGUGGUAAUGGGCACGUUAUUAAGGAGAUACUGCAAGCAUUCCCUCAGAUACGGCCUGAACAGUGCAUUUUGCAAGAUCGUGCAGAAACAUUAGACCUAGCCAGGACGACGGGCUUGCUUCCUGCUGGCGUGCAGCUUCUCGAGCAUGACUACCUUACUCGUCAGCCAAUCCCAAAUGCGAAGGCAUAUCACCUACGUGCAGUAGCUUAUAAUUUGGGCGAUACCGAACUCGUUCAACUGUUGAAGCAGAUAGUGCCAGUUAUGGCCACUGACUCCAAAGUUUUGAUCGCCGAGAAUAUUCUGUUUGAUGAUAACGGUACUGCCUUCAGUACAGUGUCAGACAUGAUCAUGUUGUGUAUCGGCGGCAAAGAAAGAACGGAGCAAAACUUCCGCGAAGUCCUCGAUAAAGCUGGCCUUAGGGUCGAUAGCAUUCAUCGUGCGCCUGGAUUGGAGUAUGGAAUUGUAGAGGCGAGCCUGAAAAUGUCCUGA
Penicillium griseofulvum is the source of this 1191-nucleotide messenger RNA. RefSeq names its product O-methyltransferase, family 2. The transcript has a single exon. The record is from RefSeq and is a predicted model, not a curated record. Lineage: Eukaryota; Fungi; Ascomycota; Eurotiomycetes; Eurotiales; Aspergillaceae. The coding region runs from base 1 to 1191 and encodes 396 amino acids. Gene Ontology annotation, molecular function: O-methyltransferase activity.